Molecule: messenger RNA, 924 nt
Organism: Ricinus communis (castor bean)
Lineage: Eukaryota; Viridiplantae; Streptophyta; Magnoliopsida; Malpighiales; Euphorbiaceae
Product: E3 ubiquitin ligase PQT3-like
Exons: 1
Coding region: 1-924 (307 amino acids)
Biological process (GO): ubiquitin-dependent protein catabolic process; mRNA processing; protein ubiquitination
Cellular component (GO): nucleus
Molecular function (GO): nucleic acid binding; ubiquitin protein ligase activity; zinc ion binding
Source: RefSeq, a predicted model, not a curated record
AUGGGUGCUGGAAUAUUCGAGAAGAAAACACCUCCGGAGGGCUAUGUUUGUCGCAGAUGUCAUGUUCCAGGACAUUUUAUACAACACUGCCCAACUAAUUCUGAUCCUAAUUAUGAUUUCAAAAGAAAGAAGACUGCGUUUGCGGCUGCUCUUUUGCAACAAAAUGAGGCUGCUUUUGACAAGCAAUUUGAGUGCCCAACUUCAAAGAAAUCACAAGGGUCUCCAAGCGAUGUUCCACCAGAACUCCUCUGCACUUUGUGCAAGCAAGUGAUGAAAGAUGCUUCAUUGACUAGCAAAUGCUGUUUCGAUAGCUUUUGUGAUAGGUGUAUUAGGGAUCAUUUGAUAAACUCCAAGUUGAAAUGUGUAUGUGGAGCAACGCAAGUACUUACAGAUUCUCUUAUUCCUAACAUCACACUUAGAGGUACAAUUAACCGAAUUUUGGAGGUCGGUGUUCAUGGUAAUAGUAGCAGUGCUGAAAAUUCAACAUCCAAGGUAUCUUCAACUGUACUGUCCGCUGCUGAAUUGUCUGUGAAAGAUCAGAUAUCAUCACUUGAUUAUGCAGAAGAUACGGGAAAUAAGAGGAAGCCUGUUGACGCUCCAAACUCUAUCGCUAAGAAAGCCAGAACUGCAAUCGGGUCAAUGGAAUUGGAGGAGGUAACAUCACAAGGAAGUGUUCAAGCGCAGGAAAAUACGAUUGCAGUGGAGAAGAAAGUGCAGCAAAAGGUGGUUUCUGGUGAGAAAGGAAAGAAAAAGAAAGACAGGAGAAGUAGUGAAGAUGUUGAAGUUGGAAGCUAUAUGAUUCCAGAUGCGUUUUGUGCAUAUAAUCCAUAUCCUUAUUGGGCUGGUAUGCAAGCUGGGAUGGAGGGAUUUUAUUAUGGUGGUGGCAUGGAUUAUGGCUCUUAUGGGAUGCAACUUGGGAGGUAA